Molecule: messenger RNA, 1438 nt
Organism: Aspergillus neoniger CBS 115656
Lineage: Eukaryota; Fungi; Ascomycota; Eurotiomycetes; Eurotiales; Aspergillaceae
Product: AHA1 family protein
Exons: 4
Coding region: 1-984 (327 amino acids)
Biological process (GO): protein folding; positive regulation of ATP-dependent activity
Cellular component (GO): cytosol
Molecular function (GO): ATPase activator activity; protein-folding chaperone binding
Source: RefSeq, a predicted model, not a curated record
AUGGUUCUUCACAACCCCAACAACUGGCACUGGGUGAACAAGGAUGCCUCCGGCUGGGCCAAGGACUACCUUAAGGAGAACCUCUCCGUCCUCUCCGUCGAGGAGAAUGGAGCCUCUGCCAAGAUCUCCAACCUGCUGAGCAUGGAUGGCGAUGUAGACGUCAGUCAGAGAAAGGGCAAGGUCAUCACCUUGUUCGAUGUCAAAGUACAGCUCGAGUAUGAAGGUAAGACUAAGGACGAUGAGUCCGUUAGUGGAAAGAUCACCAUCCCCGAGGUUGCUCAUGACACCGAGGAAGAUGAGUACGUCUUUGAGAUUGAAAACUACUCGGAUUCUCCUUCCAAGCAGGCCGUGAAGGACCUGGUUCGCUCCAAGCUCGUUCCUCAACUCAGACAGGCUUUGGGCAAGUUUGGUCCCGCCCUCAUUGCUGAGCACGGCAAGGACCUCCAACACGCUCCUGGCGUCAACCCUUCCAGCGGAUUCGCUGCUCCCAAGUACCACCCUCAGACUUCCAAGAAGGAAUCCUCUGCCCCUACCACCACCACCACUACUACCGCCGAGAAGGUUUCGGUCAACACUACUACCGUGACCGCUUCAGACGAGUUCCGCACCACGGCUGAGGAGCUGUACAACACCUUCACCGACCCCCAGCGCAUUGCUGCUUUCACUCGCGGCCCCCCUCGCCAGUUUGAGGGCGCUCAGGUCGGCGGAAAUUUCGCCAUCUUCGACGGAAACGUCACCGGCGAGUACACCAAGCUCCAGGCCCCCACCUUGAUUGAGCAGAAGUGGCGUCUUGCCCAGUGGCCCGCCGGUCACUUCAGCACGCUGGAGAUCAAGUUCGAUCAGAACGAUGUCGACGGCGUCACUCAGAUGCGCGUGACCUGGACUGGCGUCCCUGUUGGUCAGGAGGAUGUCACCAAGCAAAACUGGGAUGUCUACUACGUCCGCAGCAUCAAGCAGACUUUCGGGUUUGGCACUAUUCUCUGAGCGCAUCCGCGAAACCAUGACCAUAUCAUGAUCUAAAUUCAGCACUUGGGGGGGUAUGAGGGCGACAACGGAUCCUGUCUACAUCCACGCGUCCUGUAGAAGACGGGGGUAGCGAACUGCUUUUUGGAUUCUUGACAAACUGUGUUUCUGGGACAGGCAAUCUUGCGCCGACUCAUCCUUACCUCACCUGACCUGAUAUAAAACUCCUCCCCUCCAAGCAAAUGGGGGGUAUGCGUCCAACGAAUGCACGAUAGACAGACCAUGAACAUAUUAGUAGAUGAGACAAAUCACGAUAGGAAGAAGACUCUGAAAUUUGCACUUCUACACUUCUGGUAACUGUUACAUACACAUAACACCUCUACUGUUCUUUCUUGCAAUAAUCACUGCUUCAUCAAAACCGAUCUGAAUUUUUGAUCUACCCUAUGUUUUUUCUCUAACACCCAUCUCCAAAGUC